UGGAGAAGAGUCUGGUCAGGCCUGUUCAGUUUAGUCUUCUUUGUUUGUUUAAUUUAGUUACAUUUUCAGUUGGGCCCAUGUUAUUUUUGUUUUUGAAGAAACUGUACCAGUUCAAUCAACUUUUUACAAAAAAAGAAACUCACAAAAAAACCCCGUAAAAUAAACAUCUUGCAAGAAAAACCUUACUUUGUCCACUGACAGAUUGUUAACCUUCACACAUGUAAAGAAAAAAGAAAGAUAAAUAAAUACAAUUCAUCAAACAUGAGACUUUCCAAGGCAUCUAAACAAAAGUGGAGCUGGCAGCGGCUGCACGUGAACGCUCAUUUGCGCUGAAUGCGAGUGUGGGUGAGUGUCUGUGCAGUGGCUGGGGGGAGCUGCGCUGAGCGGGCGCGGGUGUGGAGCAGUCCAUCACACGUGGAGCACAACAUGAACAGAGUCACAGAGUUGAAUGAAUCACUAUCCAACGAGGAGAGGAACCUUCUCUCCGUGGCUUACAAAAACGUGGUCGGAGCAAGGCGUUCCUCCUGGCGCGUCAUCUCCAGCAUUGAGCAAAAAACGUCAGCCGAUGGCAAUGAGAAGAAGAUCGAGAUGGUGCGUGCCUAUCGGGAAAAGAUCGAGAAAGAGCUGGAGACAGUGUGUCAAGACGUCCUUAACCUCCUUGACAACUUCCUGAUCAAGAACUGCAACGAGACGCAGCACGAGAGCAAGGUGUUCUACCUGAAGAUGAAGGGCGACUACUACCGCUACCUGGCCGAGGUGGCGACGGGGGAGAAGAGAGCCUCGGUGGUGGAGUCCUCCGAGAAGUCGUACAGCGAGGCCCACGAGAUCAGCAAGGAACACAUGCAGCCCACCCAUCCCAUCCGCCUGGGGCUGGCGCUCAACUACUCAGUCUUCUACUACGAGAUCCAGAACGCCCCUGAGCAGGCGUGCCACCUGGCAAAGACCGCCUUUGAUGACGCCAUUGCUGAGCUGGACACCCUCAAUGAGGACUCCUACAAAGACUCCACUCUCAUCAUGCAGCUGCUACGAGACAACUUGACGCUGUGGACAAGUGACCAGCAGGACGACGAGGGCGGAGAGGGCAACAACUAAAGAAGCCAACACCAACACACAUGCUCACAAAUGACGCCAAAAUUACACCAAUAGUUAAAAAGUUUUUAAUUUAAAAUAAAGGGAGGGCGGGGUGGGGGAACAUUGGCGACCAGCUGGCGGUACCGAUGUGACUGCUGUUCUUUAUUUUUUCACAAAUUUAACGUUGGAGGAAGUUUAGUUUGGAAAAACAAACAAUAUAAAGGAAAAAAAAACAGAAUGAAACCUCUUUGAUGGCCUCCGCAGCAUUUGCCAAAAUUUUUAAGCAAGAGGUUGGUUGUCCAUCACAGCGUGAAUGUCAGAGUAACAGUACCUUCACACUGGCACAGACUGGUCUUAUCAAGCAGAUGAGGCUGAGCUGUCUUAAUGCACUCAGCAACAGGAGAAGUCCAAAUUUCUGUUUUCAUGCUUGAGCAGUGAAAAAAAAUCUGUGUAACUUUGAAUAUCCCGGCUUUGCUUAGAGGGAGAGAAGGGAAGGACAGAGAAGAAGAGCAGGCAGCAUGCAGCGACGAAGACAGGCUAGCAGAGCUUUCCGACUCCUUUAUGAGAUUUUAAACGGACAGCCAUGGCUAACGGGUGAACGGCAAAUAACGUCUGUGGUUGAAGAAAACCUGGUUUGUGUUUGCUUUGUGUCCUGUGUGUAUCACACUCAGUCUGGCAUAUUGUAACUAAGAUACAAACUAAUGAAGUAAACUUAGUGCAGCUCGUCUCUCUCAUGUGCUGAUGUGCUUUCUUAAUUAAAUUAACUGUUUUUGGACACCUGAUUCUUAUUGUCAGUAUUGUCUUUACUGUAACUAUUUCUAUUUGCUCCUGGUGUUAAUUGGAAAAAUCUUUAUGGCAAAAUAUUAAUAAACCAUCUAGAGUAUUCAAUUGUGGUGACUGAAAGGGGUUCUGCCGUGGCAAAACAACUGAAAGAAGUGGAGCCUAAACCACGUAGAAGAAUAAACAAAGUUUAAUAUAAUCGGAGCACAUCCACAUUUUUAAGGUGGAAGCUGUACUAGUAGAUUGGAGGAUUGUGGAAUGAUUAUCAUCUUCUCUAUGGAGGAAAUGCACCUUCUUAUUUUUUUGUCUCUUUAAUUAAAGGAGGAAAUCUGCUCCAAUAUUCUCCAUAGUAAUACUGUGCAUGCUGGUGAUGUAUUUAUACAGUAGCUUUAAUUUCUCUUUAAUUUCCCUGCGGGCACGUCCCAAAUGGAUUAAUAAAGUUGUCUAUUUAUCUAGCUCAAUUUAUUAACUUAUUCUGUAGAUGUUAUGUAUUCAUAUGAACAUUGAGUUAUUUUACCUUAACCAAAUUAUUUUUUAUUAAUUUCUUCCUAAAUGCAGUUGUUAGCUAGAUCUUUUUUAAUCUGUGUUUUCUUUACUCCAUUCGCUGAAGUACGCUAUACCAAAACAGUGAUUGUUAACAAUAAAUAAUGUUACGGACAUCA
Messenger RNA from Oryzias melastigma (Indian medaka), 2513 nucleotides. Its product is annotated as 14-3-3 protein gamma-1. Gene Ontology annotation, biological process: signal transduction. Gene Ontology annotation, cellular component: cytoplasm. The transcript has 3 exons. Gene Ontology annotation, molecular function: protein kinase C binding. The coding region runs from base 334 to 1092 and encodes 252 amino acids. The record is from RefSeq and is a predicted model, not a curated record. Lineage: Eukaryota; Metazoa; Chordata; Actinopteri; Beloniformes; Adrianichthyidae.